AUGUCACUCGCAGGGAAGAUCGCCAUCGUAACCGGUGCCUCCCGCGGCAUCGGCGCCAGCAUCGCCAUCGAGCUCGCCAAACAAGGCGCCUACAUAACUCUAACCCAUUCCUCCCCCUCCAGCGGCCCCGAAAUCGAAGCCGUCGUCGCCACCAUCUCCGCCCUGAACACAGGCGCCCGCACAAACAUAGUCCUAGCAGACCUCACCUGCCCAGACUCCGCCUCCAAAAUCCUCACCUCAACCCUCUCAGCCUUUCCCGCACCGGACUCCAAAAUCGACAUCCUGAUCAACAACGCCGCUGUCUUUCACUGCGCACCUCUCCCCGCCACCACCCCCUCAGAUAUACUCAACCUCUUCGCCCUAAACGUCCACGGCACGAUCCUCCUAACUAGAGCCGUCCUCCCAAACCUCCGCGCGCCAGGCCGAAUCAUCAACCUCAGCUCCGUAGCGGCUCGACGCGGCUCCCUGGGCGGAAGUAUCUACGCGGCCACAAAAGCCGCAGUAGAGGGGUUUACACGGGCCCUGGCGUUCGAGAUCGGGAUCAAGGACGGUCAUACGGUGAAUGUGGUUGCGCCUGGCGUGACGGAGUCGAGAAUGUUGAGGGAGCAGGUUCCUGUGGAGUUGACGGAUUUUAUGAAGUUGAGUACCCCGUUGCAGCAGAGGGUGGGUAGGACGGAGGAGGUGGCAAAGGUAGUGCUUUUUUUGGUGGGUAGGGAUGCGGGUUGGGUUACCGGACAGACGGUUUGUGUUAGUGGGGGGUUGAAUAUGAUAUGA
Aspergillus affinis is the source of this 774-nucleotide messenger RNA. Its product is annotated as SDR family NAD(P)-dependent oxidoreductase. The transcript has 2 exons. Lineage: Eukaryota; Fungi; Ascomycota; Eurotiomycetes; Eurotiales; Aspergillaceae. Bases 1 to 774 code for a protein of 257 amino acids. The record is from RefSeq and is a predicted model, not a curated record. Gene Ontology annotation, molecular function: oxidoreductase activity.